Molecule: messenger RNA, 159 nt
Organism: Cetraspora pellucida
Lineage: Eukaryota; Fungi; Glomeromycota; Glomeromycetes; Diversisporales; Gigasporaceae
Source: the annotation of a GenBank genome assembly
AUGAAUGUAGAGCAUUCAUUAUCAAAGUCUGCUGAAACGGAAGACAUUUGUGAAAUUGAAGUUGAAAGGGCCAAAAAGAUGAACAUAAGGUAUCGCAAAAUUGAAAAAGAUGAAUAUAAAAAUAUUCAAAUAGAAGAAUUAGUUGAAAGAAGAUCAUAA